This is a messenger RNA of Cyphellophora attinorum, 1461 nucleotides long. RefSeq lists its product as uncharacterized. NCBI's taxonomy places the organism in Eukaryota, Fungi, Ascomycota, Eurotiomycetes, Chaetothyriales, Cyphellophoraceae. The record is from RefSeq and is a predicted model, not a curated record. Bases 1 to 1461 code for a protein of 486 amino acids. The transcript is spliced from 2 exons.
AUGUAUCUCAAUAAGUUGUGGCCAUCGGCCUUGCUUGCAACCCUUGCGAAAGCGCAAUUUGCGAGUUACUCUGAGGGCAGCUACGCGUUGAGCGUCAAUGUGCCAUCGGAUACUGCUUCUGGGAGCGGCGAAACCAUCUAUCUACAAAUCUCAGCACCUUCAGACACAUCAUGGGUUGGCUUCGGCUAUGGAAGCUCACAGAUGCGCGGCUCGAGCAUGCUCGUUGUUUACGCCGACGGGAACAACAACGUGACCGUGUCGCCCCGAACGGGCACUGGCCAUGUUGAGCCAAAUGUCGAUUCCAGUGCCCGAAUAACGGUCCUGGAUGGAUCACGCGUUAACUCCGACGGCUCGCUCGUCGCAAACAUUCGUUGCGACUCUUGCAUCGGCAGCAGUCUGUCAGCCACUGCCACUGACAGCACUUGGAUAUGGGCGUAUGCUGGCGGCAGCGCCCUCGAUUCCACCGACACUUCGGCGAACAUUCAACAACACAGCUCUCAAGGCGGCUUCAACUUGGACCUCACUAAAGGUACCGGAGGCAGUUCUUCGAAUCCGUUCGUUGCGGCUGCUGUCACGGAGCCAAGUGCCUCGGCCUCGGCCUCCGCUCCAGGCGAGAGCGGCAGCCCCAGCGCAUCUGCCUCGGCCUCGGGUGGCUCGAGUCCUACACCGAGCGCGACGAACCCUGAUGCCAUCGCUCCUGUCGCCAGUCAGGGCGCCGACUCUGGUGCCAACACCGGUGCUAGCAAUAACGGCAGCAGUCGCAGCUCAAGUGACCCCACGCUCUCGCUCCGCAAGUCGCAUGGCAUACUCAUGUCCAUCACAUUCGUGGUCCUGUUCCCACUCGCUGCACUCACCAUGUACCUCCCAUUCGCGAGGCGCGUGCUCUUCGUGCAUGCGCCCCUACAAGUCAUCGGCAUCAUUUUGAUGAUCGCUGGCCUCGCCACUGGGGUCCUCCUGGGAAACAAAACCGAGCUGGACGAAUACCACCAGAUCAUCGGAUAUAUCGUCGUGGCGCUUUUGGUCCUCUUUCAGCCCAUCCUGGGUUUGCUCCAGCAUCUGUACUUCCGUCGCCACGGAGGCCGCUCCAUCAAAGGCGUUGUCCACCAGUGGCUUGGUCGCAGCGCCAUUCUCCUCGGAAUCAUAAACGGUGGGUUGGGCUUCAACAUCACCGGUCCCGUUGGGUCGACAUACGUGCCAAAGGGCGCUGUGAUCGCGUACGGCGUCAUUGCCGGCCUGGUCGGUAUCAUCUAUAUCGCAGUCGUUGUGCUUGCUGGGCGGAGGCGCAGCGGAAGUGGUGCUUCGUCACCUCGUGGUGAGAAGAGUGCUGCCCGCUACAAUGAAACUGAGCUGCAGCCGCGGCCGAGUCACCACCAGCAGCAGCAGUACUGGGAGCCUCAGGGUCAGGCGCAUGGAACUCCUGGACGGCGCGGGUCGCAGAGGUACACGAUUGAGGGGCGAUAA